Maudiozyma saulgeensis is the source of this 2418-nucleotide messenger RNA. NCBI's taxonomy places the organism in Eukaryota, Fungi, Ascomycota, Saccharomycetes, Saccharomycetales, Saccharomycetaceae. The record is from the annotation of a GenBank genome assembly.
AUGGCUGUUGCCAUCGCUGCCAUGAAAAGUGUAUCUGCUCUAACAGUCACUGAAGGUACUCUGAUGUACAAUAACCUUCCUGAUGAAGACACUACUAUCGAAAAUGGUGGUUACGUAGGUUUGAUCUAUGGUAAUGUUCAGGGUAUCACUGCUAAUAUGGAUAUCGAAGAUGGUGGUGCCUUGUAUGUCGGUGACCAAGACUCUGGUGAUAAUGGUCUACAAACUACCUUCACUGGUACCACGUUUAGCAAUCAAGGUGUCUCUGUUGUUGACAACAGAAAUGUCUCACAGGCAAUGACUGUCACUUGGGAUGGUACAACCAUCCAAAACGAUGGUAAGAUGUUUUUCGAGGGUCCUAACGUCGAUAGUAACACAAUUAAUGUCGAACCAAGUAGUACUUUAACAAACAACGGUUUAAUGGUUUUCAGUCAAGAUGAAAGUUCCAGUUAUGGUAGUACAGUAAAUUUAAAGGCAUCAACAUUUACAAAUGACGGUACUAUUUGUUUGAACAAUGUCAAGGCUUACCUUUUAUCUGAUGUCGCUGGUUCUGGUUGUAUUACUGUCGGUGCUAACUCUGUUUACGCAAUCCAAUCUACCAGUUAUGGUACUCUAGGUUCUCAAACAUUUUACAUGACCGAUUCUAGUUCCAUUAUCUAUGUCGAUAGUAAGGGUGAAACUAGUAAUAUCAAGGUUGCUGGUUUCGGUAAUAGUAAUUAUCUUUCUUUCGGUACUUCAAUUACCAGUUGGAGUUACGAUUCCAGUUCUGGUGUCUUAACUGUCACUGUUUUCAUAUUUAUUACACAUAAGUUCAAUAUAGGUACUGGUUAUGAUUCAUCUAACUUCAAGGAGGUUCAAAUUGAUAACCACAUUGGUGAUAAACUGGCUAACAAUGCUAUUUAUUACAAUGCUGCUCCACCAACCACUACUGCUCCAUCAGUCUGUGCUACUUGUGAAACUGCUCCAUGGAUUCCAAUCCCAACUCCAGUAACAUCCUCUUCCAUUGCAUCAUCCUCCGCUACUUCUUCUGUGGUAUCUUCAACAUCCUCUUCUAUCGCACCUUCAUCAUCUUCAGCUGUAUCAUCCAGUUCUGUCAUUUCAUCUAGUAUAUCUAGCUCGGCAAGCAGUUCAGUUAUAUCUUCAUCUUCUAUUUCAAGCAGCUCUUCCAUCAUUUCUUCCUCUUCAAUUCCAAGUAGCUCUUCUAUCGUAGUUUUAUCCAGCUCUACUAAUUAUGAAAGCAUGGAUGCCCAUUCUUUGACCAGAUCAAUAAGUUCUGAGUUAAUCUCAUCUUCUGCUACUCCAUCUUCUUCUUCUGUCAUCCCAUCAUCUUCUGUCAUCUCAUCAUCUUCUGUCAUCUCAUCAUCUUCUGUCAUCUCAUCAUCAUCAUCAUCAUCAUCAUCAUCUUCUUCUUCUUCUUCUUCUUCUUCUUCUUCUUCUUCUUCUUCUUCUUCUUCUUCUUCUUCUUCUUCUUCUUCUAUUAUCUCCUCUUCUGUGGCUCCAACUUCUUCUGCAGUCCCAUCUUCCAUACUUUCAUCCAGCAGCCAUUCAUCUAUUAUCCAAGCCUCUGCUGUCGAUGCCUAUGUCAGAAACACCACUACUACAUUGGUUACUAGUGAAACAAAUCUUUUCACCACUUCAAUAAUCAACGGUGUCACUCUAACUCAAUACACAACUGAUUGCCCAGUUACUGAUGAAAAUGGGUCUGUAACCUCAUCUCCAGCUACUGUUGUUGCUAAUGAUAAGAACACUAUCACUAUUCCACAAGUUAGUACUACUGUUUAUGGAACUGUUACCGAUAUUGUCUCUUGUUACCCAACUGUCAAUAGUAACGGUGAAUUGGCUGUUGCAUCUGGCACACAUAAUGUGGCUGCUGUUGUUGUUAAAACAGUUACCGAAACUGAAACUGAAGCAGUAAAUCCCGUCCAAAUGACAUCUGCUAAACAAUCCACCACUAGGAAUGAACAAUCUACUAACGUUAAUGUUGACGCUAAGUCUGUUCAAACAACUACUUCCAACACAAAACAAGUAGUGGUCACUAAGACUGUUAUUCCAGAUGAAUCUACAAUUUUAGCUAACACAAAGCAAACAACCACCUCUAAUGUCAAACCAGAACAAAUAGUAGUAACUAAGACUGUUAUUCCAGAUGAAACCACCACUUUAACAAAUACCAAGGUUGAAACUCACACAGACGCUACUAAUGAAGCUGCCGCUAACCAACUCGAUGACACUGCUAAGACUAAUGUUGCUACUGGUAGUCAAAUUACAUCUAUCUCUACAGUUCAAAUUAGCGAACAAUCAUCUUAUGGUUUCCAAAGUGUCACCACUAGAGCUAUCAGUGAAUUUAGUGCCAACAAUGGUAACACUCUAGGUUCAACCUUAGGUCUAGGUUCUCUUGCUUACAUGCUUUUCCUAGCAUUGUAA